AUGCUAGGUACGAAAAUAAACUUGCAAAAGAAAAUGCCUGGAAGACAAUUGCUGCUAUUUUGGACAGCGAUGGUUUGUACUAUUGUUCUUCAACCAUUAUGUUCUCUAUAUAUUAUCUUCAUAUUUUCAGUUGUUAGCUGUGAACAAAGGUGGACAAGUUUAAGGGCCAAAUAUACGACCCUUAGGAAGAAAAUUAGGGAUAUCCCAUCCGGGUCUGGAAGUGCAGACAUACCAUGUUAUUGGCCAUAUUAUACCUUACUGAGUUUUUUGGAUCCGUUCUUGCUAACAAGGAAAACUGUGUCAAACUUCAACGUCCAGCCCUUGGUGCAGCCACUUUUCCCUGCUUGGGAUACGUUAACCCAAGUUCUAGAGGCAACAAGUGAGGGGCCUAGUGAAUCUGAUGAUUUUUUGACACCCCUUCCAUCCCCAAGAGAGGAACCCCUAGAGGCCCCAUCUCCCCAUCAGGUUAGGAUACAAAAAACUGCCAGACCCAGUUCUCAGGUCCACCUGGAAGCGAAAAAAAGGAAAACUCCCCAAGAUGAGUUAUGCAGCAAGAUGUCUUCCUGCAUAGAGACUAUAAAUUCAAAUUUGGGGCAAAAAUCUAUCGACAGGGAGUUUGCCCUAAGCCUUGCACAGGAUAUGAAUAUCCUAACGACUGAGGAAAAAAUUUGUUUCAAGAAGAAUGUAUAUGGGUUGCUGGCUGACAUUCUUCAAAAAAGACAAGAAUAA
This is a messenger RNA of Ceutorhynchus assimilis (cabbage seed weevil), 729 nucleotides long. The record is from the annotation of a GenBank genome assembly. NCBI's taxonomy places the organism in Eukaryota, Metazoa, Arthropoda, Insecta, Coleoptera, Curculionidae.